AUGCCGAGGUGCUGUGGCGGCCGUAUUGCCACUUUUUUGACUGUUGGUAUUUCGGUUACCUUAUUUGUCCUCUGUACCACCUAUGUUCCACUUUUAAUGAAUAAAUUAAACGCAUUGAGUGAUUCUCUGCGUGAUGGAAUCAAUGAAUUUGAUGUAUAUGAAGAGAAUGCUUGGAAAGAAUUGAGAACUUUGCGUAAAACAUCGGUGGAGAAUAGAGUCAAACGUCAAACUCAAACAGCAUGCAAUUGUAAUAACGAAAACCGUUGUCUGGCUGGACCACCCGGCAAACCAGGCAUACCAGGUUUAGAUGGCUUUCCGGGUAGAGAUGGGCCGCCAGGAUUACCUGGUCUUCCUGGAAUUAGAGUUGACACUCAAAAUGGACCACCUACAGGAUGUCGACAGUGUCCUCCGGGUCCGAAAGGAAAUCCUGGUUUCCCAGGUGUACCAGGACCUCAAGGAAAUGAAGGACCAGAAGGACCGCCGGGCCGAGAAGGUCGUCCAGGUGCACCUGGACCACCAGGAUCACUUGGAGAAAAUGGAGAAUCUGGCGCUCCAGGAAGACCAGGAGAACCUGGACCGGCAGGACAAGAAGGAGUUAGAGGUGAACGUGGAGAACCAGGACCGGCAGGACCAGCAGGUGAAAAAGGAAAACCAGGCACUCCAGGCUUUCCGGGCAACCAGGGAUAUCCUGGUUCUCAAGGACCACCAGGUGAACCAGGACAACAGGGACCUCCUGGGCCGCCUGGCAAACCUGGUUAUCCUGGCGCUAGCGGAAUAUCGGUUUGUGAAAUACCUUUUAUUUAUUUAUGCAUUAAAGGAAGACCUGGUGAUGAUGGAAAUUACUGUCCAUGCCCUCGGCGUCCUACUUUUCUUCGAUCUAGAAGUUAA
Enterobius vermicularis (human pinworm) is the source of this 888-nucleotide messenger RNA. The record is from the annotation of a GenBank genome assembly. Lineage: Eukaryota; Metazoa; Nematoda; Chromadorea; Rhabditida; Oxyuridae.